CCUUUGUCCACUUCUCUCUCUUUAGAUAACAUAGAGAGAGAGAGAGAUAAAGAGUGUAGAGAGAGAAAAUUCAGUUUGUUUGCAUGUGCAAUGUGUCUGCAGAUUCUCUACCCGACGAGUACCCUGCACACCUAUUUGUCUUUUCCUCCAUGCGACUUGGCACCACUCGUUUAAUCAUUGACGCGCAACUGAUCACAACAAAACCAUUUAGAACGGGGAAAUGCCCUUAAUAACGAUUCCAUCUCCCUCACCUAAACAAUCACAAACUUCGCAAACUAACCCAUUUCAAGACUGAUACCUAUCAUGGGUACGAGCCUCUUCUUCAGUAAAAAUCCCUUUCUGGGCUUACCCACGUUGGAACUAGCCUCAAUUUGCAUAAACUUGACAUUGCUCCUAGUUUUCCUCUUCACUGUAGCAGCUCGACUGAUACACACACGUGUUGGUCGAAUUCAAACUUUUAAGGAGUCUUUCAAUUCAAACACAGCUUCAAUCUCAGCUCGCAACACUACUGACUGUGAAAUUCAGAUUAGAGAAAUUGGUACUGGAUACAAAGCUUCAGUCUUUUGUUGCUUCUAUGUGCUGUUUUUGCAAGUAAUGGUUUUAGCGUUUGAUGGUGUUGGUUUAAUAAGAGAUGGGAAGGGUAGUACAUUCACGAAUUGGGUCCUUCCAGUUUUGCCUGCAUCUCAGGGUUUAGCUUGGUCCGUCCUGAGUUUUUCAGCCCUUGGCUGUAAAUUCAGGGCCUCUGAGAAAUACCCACUUUUGUUGAGGGUUUGGUGGGUUGUGUCCUUUAUCACUUGUUUGUGUACUUCGUAUGUUGACGGGAAGCAAAUGAUAACGGGAGGUUCAAAGAACUUGAAUUCUCAUGUUUUGGAGAACUGGGCCGCCACCCCGGCCCUUGCUUUCCUAUGUUUCGUAGCAAUUAGAGGUGUCACCGGUAUACAAAUAUUUAGAAACUCUGAUCUUCAAGAGCCAUUGCUUCCAGAAGAAGAAGAAGAAGUAGGGUGUCUUAAUGUAACUACUUAUAAUGAAGCAGGGUUAUUUAGUUUGGUCACACUUUCUUGGUUGAACCCAAUUCUUUCACUUGGAGCGAGGAGACCACUUGAGCUUAAGGACAUUCCACUCCUUGCACCGAAAGAUCGGUCCAAGGCAAACUAUAAGAUUUUGAAUGUGAAUUGGGAGAAGUUGAAAGCUGAAAAUCCUCAGAAACAGCCUUCUUUAGGUUGGGCUAUCCUCAAGUCUUUCUGGAAGGAGGCAGCUCGUAAUGCCAUUUUUGCUGGCUUGACUACUCUUGUUUCUUAUGUGGGUCCAUACAUGAUUAGCUACUUUGUGGAUUACUUAGGGGGAAAUGAAACUUUUCCCCAUGAAGGUUAUAUUCUUGCCGGAAUAUUCUUCACAUCAAAGUUGGUGGAGACCUUAACAACUAGGCAGUGGUAUCUUGGAGUUGACAUUUUGGGUAUGCAUGUGAGAUCCGCUCUGACGGCUAUGGUGUAUCGUAAGGGACUCAAACUCUCAAGUGUGGCCAAGCAAAGUCACACUAGUGGCGAGAUUGUGAAUUACAUGGCAGUUGAUGUUCAGAGAGUAGGGGACUACUCUUGGUAUCUCCAUGACAUUUGGAUGCUUCCUUUGCAAAUAAUUCUUGCUCUUGCUAUUCUGUAUAAGAAUGUUGGGAUUGCCAGCGUUGCGACUUUGAUCGCCACCAUUAUCUCCAUUCUUGUGACAGUUCCAUUGGCAAGAGUUCAGGAAACUUAUCAAGACAAUUUAAUGGCUGCCAAAGACGACAGGAUGAGGAAGACUUCCGAGUGUCUUAGGAACAUGAGGAUUCUCAAGCUUCAAGCUUGGGAGGAUAGGUACCGAGUGAAGCUAGAAGAAAUGAGGAAUGUCGAGUUUAAAUGGCUUCGGAAAGCUCUUUACUCUCAGGCUUUUAUAACAUUCUUUUUUUGGAGCUCCCCUAUUUUUGUUUCAGCUGUCACUUUUGGUACUUCCAUAUUAUUGGGAGGUGAGCUUACAGCAGGUGCUGUUCUUUCAGCUCUUGCUACUUUCAGGAUCCUACAAGAACCCCUUAGAAAUUUUCCUGAUUUGGUUUCGAUGAUGGCUCAGACAAAAGUGUCUCUUGACAGGAUAUCGGUAUUCCUGCAGGAGGAAGAGUUGCAGGAGGAUGCAACCAUUGUUGUACCAAGAGGCAUCACCAAUGUGGCAAUAGAAAUUGAGGAUGGGGAAUUCGGUUGGGACCCUUCUUCUGAGAAUCCAACCUUAUCGGGCAUCCAAAUGAAGGUGGAGAGGGGUAUGUGUGUGGCUGUGUGUGGCGUGGUUGGUUCUGGGAAAUCGAGCUUUCUUUCUUGCAUUCUUGGUGAGAUUCCAAAAAUCUCUGGCGAAGUUAGAGUAUGUGGUUCUGCUGCUUAUGUCCCUCAAUCAGCUUGGAUACAAUCGGGAAAUAUAGAAGAAAACAUACUUUUUGGUGGUCAAAUGGAUAAGGCCAAGUACAAGAAUGUCAUCCAUGCCUGUUCACUAAAAAAAGAUCUGGAGCUUUUCUCCCAUGGAGAUCAGACCAUCAUUGGCGAUAGAGGUAUAAAUUUGAGUGGUGGCCAGAAGCAACGUGUGCAGCUUGCUAGAGCCCUUUAUCAAGAUGCAGACGUUUAUCUACUCGAUGAUCCCUUCAGUGCUGUUGAUGCACACACAGGAUCUGAAUUGUUCAAGGAAUACAUACAGACAGCGCUAGCUGCGAAGACCGUGAUUUUUGUGACCCAUCAAGUUGAAUUUUUGCCAGCUGCUGAUUUGAUACUGGUUCUUAAGGAAGGCCGUAUCAUUCAGGCUGGGAAAUAUGAUGACCUUUUGCAGGCAGGAACUGAUUUUAAAACAUUGGUUUCAGCUCACCAUGAAGCUAUAGAAUCCAUGGAUAUUCCCAAUCACUCUUCUGAAAAGUCAGAUGAAAGCCACCUUUGCAAUGGGUCCACUAUUUUAAUUACGAAACGUGAUUCAGCUGGGAAAAAAAUUGACAGUUCAGUGAAGGAAGUACAAGAAGGUGUAUCAACUUCAGAGUCAAAGGCAAUUAAAGAGAAAAAGAAAGCAAAACGUUCAAAGAAAAAACAGCUUGUUCAGGAAGAGGAGAGGGAGAGAGGAAGAGUUAGCAUGAACAUGUACUUGUCAUAUAUGGCUGCAGCAUAUAGAGGCUUAUUUAUUCCACUCAUUAUUCUUGCACAGACAUUGUUUCAGCUGCUUCAAAUAGCUAGUAAUUGGUGGAUGGCUUGGGCAAAUCCACAAACUCCAGGGGACAAACCUAGGGCAAGUAGUAUGGUCCUUCUUGUUGUUUACAUGUCUCUUGCUUUUGGGAGCUCUUUGUUUAUACUUGUCCGCGCUCUACUUGUAGCUACUUUUGGUCUAGCAGCUGCACAAAAAUUGUUUCUAAAAAUGCUUGUAAGUGUAUUUCGAGCACCAAUGUCCUUCUUUGACUCCACUCCAGCCGGGAGGAUCUUGAAUCGUGUGUCUAUUGAUCAAAGUGUUGUCGAUCUUGAUAUUCCUUUCAGACUUGGUGGGUUUGCUUCAACAACAAUCCAGCUUAUCGGUAUAGUGGGCGUAAUGACAAAAGUUACCUGGCAAAUCGUGCUCCUUGUUGUCCCAAUGGCCAUUGCUUGCUUGUGGAUGCAGAAAUACUACAUGGCUUCAUCAAGGGAAUUGGUUCGCAUUGUUAGCAUCCAGAAAUCGCCGAUCAUCCAUCUUUUUGGUGAGUCGAUUGCUGGAGCAGCCACAAUUAGGGGAUUUGGGCAAGAAAAGCGAUUCAUGAAGAGAAACCUUUAUCUUCUUGAUUGUUUUGCUCGCCCGUUUUUCUACAGUAUUGCAGCCAUUGAGUGGCUCUGCCUACGCAUGGAGUUACUUUCUACUUUUGUAUUUGCUUUCUGCAUGGUUUUACUUGUGAGCUUUCCUCAUGGGAGUAUAGAUCCAAGCAUGGCAGGCCUCGCUGUGACAUAUGGCCUUAAUUUGAAUGCGCGGCUAUCGCGGUGGAUACUUAGCCUUUGCAAGCUUGAAAACAGAAUUAUUUCGAUUGAAAGGAUUCAUCAGUACUGCCAAAUCCCUAGCGAAGCUCCACCGAUAGUUGAGAAUUCUCGUCCACCAUUGUCAUGGCCAGAGAGUGGAACAAUUGAGCUGAUAGAUUUAACUGUUCGUUACAAGGAAAAUCUUCCUGUAGUGCUCCAUGGGAUUACCUGCAAAUUUCCUGGUGGAAUGAAGAUUGGAAUAGUAGGGCGAACUGGUAGUGGUAAAUCGACUUUGAUCCAGGCAUUGUUCAGAUUAAUAGAACCAGCAGCUGGGAAUAUUAUUAUUGACAAUAUUAACAUUUCAACGAUUGGUCUUCAUGACCUCCGUAGCCGUCUGAGCAUCAUUCCCCAAGAUCCAACCUUGUUUGAAGGGACAAUUAGGUGCAACCUUGAUCCCCUCCAGGAGCACUCAGACAAAGAAAUUUGGCAGGCACUUGACAAGUCCCAGCUUGGGGAAGUAGUUCGGCAGAAAGAGCAAAAACUUGAUACGCCAGUUUUAGAAAAUGGAGAUAACUGGAGCGUUGGGCAACGGCAACUUGUUUCUCUAGGCCGGGCUCUGCUAAAACAGGCUAGAAUUUUGGUUCUUGAUGAAGCCACGGCUUCGGUUGAUUCGGCCACAGAUAACCUUAUUCAGAAGAUUAUCCGAACAGAGUUUAGGGAUUGCACUGUGUGCACUAUUGCUCAUCGUAUCCCAACUGUAAUCGACAGCGAUCUGGUUCUGGUCCUCAGUGAUGGCCGAGUUGCAGAGUACGAUACUCCAGCACGAUUGCUGGAAGACAAGUCUUCCAUGUUCCUUAAGUUGGUGUCCGAGUACUCAUCUAGAUCAAGUGGCAUCCCGUACUUUUGAGUUAUACGCGGCAUGCCCAAGAAACCCGAGAUUAAGCAAGAAGAGCAACAGAUGGUACUGCAGUGAACAAAACCCUGCUUGUGCUGCUGCUUCAAUUGGGAAACAGAUGAAAGUGAAGGUGGUGUACCGCAGACUAUCAGCUCGAAACCUCACAAGUGUGUCCCAGAUAGUUUUUCCCUGUUCGAGGAAUUCAUGUGCCCUUCCUACACUGUAUCGAGAAAUAAAUCAAGGGAAACGGAGUGAUAAUAGUGAUUUUCUCAAAGCAGAAUGGAGCGGCGAGACGUGGAAUAAAGUGGGUUUAGGAUUUUACAGUAGGGUUUAAGUUUUUUCAGCUUCGUAUAGCGGGUUAGACAAUCCAUCCAUGUUGUUCUCUCUAGACCUUUUAGUUCAUUACAUCAAGUCAUCAAAUGGAAGUUUUGUUUUGCUUCA
This is a messenger RNA of Rhododendron vialii, 5304 nucleotides long. Its product is annotated as ABC transporter C family member 5-like. The transcript has 11 exons. Gene Ontology annotation, cellular component: vacuolar membrane; plant-type vacuole. Gene Ontology annotation, biological process: transmembrane transport. Lineage: Eukaryota; Viridiplantae; Streptophyta; Magnoliopsida; Ericales; Ericaceae. Gene Ontology annotation, molecular function: ABC-type transporter activity; ATP binding; ATP hydrolysis activity. The record is from RefSeq and is a predicted model, not a curated record. The coding region runs from base 304 to 4875 and encodes 1523 amino acids.